AUCGCUUCAUCAUUGCCAAUCAAGAUCCUCAACGCGGAUUGGCCGCGAUGUUUACAAAGCAAUCAGCGAUUGGACAAGAUGACAUCGAGAGGGCGGGUCAAGCAGGGCGGUGCCCGGGCAGCUCUACCGGAGCAAGAUGGCGCCGUGAGGGGGUCGGAGCCGCCGCCGCCGCCGCCCCGGCCGAUCAAGCGACAGCAUGGCUGCGACUGCUGCCGUCAGCCCCAGUGAAUACCUGCAACCGGCUGCCUCCACUGCCCAGGACUCCCAGCCUUCUCCGCUCGCCCUCCUCGCAGCAACAUGUAGCAAAAUCGGUCCCCCAGCAGUGGAAGCCGCCGUGACUCCUCCUGCCCCUCCUCAGCCAACGCCUCGCAAACUUGUCCCCAUCAAACCUGCUCCUCUCCCUCUGGGCUCUGGUAAGAACAGCUUUGGGAUCCUGUCGUCGAAAGGGAAUCUCUUCCAGAUCCAAGGCUCCCAGGUUGGCACCUCCUACCCCGGGGGGCAGCUGGUUUUUGCCAUUCAGAACCCAACUGUCGUCAGCAAAGGGACUCGUUCAUCUGCAAACAUCCAGUACCAGGCGGUGCCCCAGAUCCAGGCUGCAGGGGGACAGGCCAUCCAAGUCCAACCCAACCUCACCAACCAGAUCCAAAUUAUUCCGGGCACAAAUCAGGCCAUCCUCACCCCAUCUUCAUCCUCUCACAAACCCGUGCCCAUCAAACCAGCACCGGCACAAAAAAGCGGAGCUUCACCAGUGCAGGGCUCAAGCAACGUGGUCAAGUUAACCGGUGGCAGCAACGUGACUCUUACCCUGCCCAUGAACAACCUGGUGAACACCACAGAGUCGAGCACGCAGGCUCAGGUCAUUGCAGAAAGCCCCUCAAAACCUGGUAAAAAGACUCGAAAGAAAGCCAUGUCACCCAGCCAACCCUCCACCGUGGCCGUGGCCGAGCAGGUUGAGACUGUGUUGAUAGAGACGACGGCAGAGAACAUCAUCCAGGCAGGGAACAACCUGCUGAUCGUGCAGAGCCCGGGCUCUGGGCAGCCUGCCGUGGUGCAGCAGGUCCAGGUGGUGCAGCCCAAGCAGGAGUCUCAGGUGGUGCAGAUCCCACAGCAGGCCCUACGUGUGGUCCAGGCCGCCUCAGCCACGCUCCCCACCGUCCCCCAGAAGUCCUCCCAGAACAUCCAGAUCCAGACGACAGAAUCCACUCCUACGCAGGUUUACUUCAAAACCCCAUCGGGUGAACUGCAAACAGUGCUGCUCCAGGAAGCCCCGGCCGUGACGGUGGCUCCAUCCAGCACCUCCUGCAGCAGCCCCGUGUCUCGUAACUCCAGCACAGUGACCAGCAGCAAGAAACCAACAACACGCAAGGAACGUCCGCUGCCAAAGAUCGCACCCGCCGGAGGCGUCAUCAGUUUGAGUGCAGCCCAGCUGGCGGCUGCAGCACAGGCCAUGCAGACCAUCAACAUCAACGGGGUGCAGGUCCAGGGGGUGCCUGUCACCAUCACCAAUGCUGGAGCCCCCCAUCCCGGCCACAUCCCUGACACAAAGUGA
Coturnix japonica (Japanese quail) is the source of this 1549-nucleotide messenger RNA. Lineage: Eukaryota; Metazoa; Chordata; Aves; Galliformes; Phasianidae. The record is from RefSeq and is a predicted model, not a curated record.